AUGACGAUUGUAAAAAGUACGGAGCUAGAGGAAGAGGUUUGUCAUGCAAGUUGUCGCAAUUUUACAUUUCUACAAACGGUAGUCCAAGACGUUGAGAAGAAGUUACUUAUUUUUAUACAAAAAGACAACACCAAAGAAAUAUCGUUUAAAGAAGAUCUAAAGAUAGAAAAUGUUCCUACUCAAUUCAAGGGUUUGCCAGGAACCCCUGGUGAGAGAGGGCCCCAGGGGGCGAAGGGUGAGACUGGUCCACGUGGCCUACCCGGACCAGCAGGUCCUGCUGGACCAAAAGGCAUACCUGGUCAUCGAGGGCUGCCGGGUCCUGUAGGAUUGAGAGGCCAAAAGGGAACAAUGGGGUUUCCGGGUAUUGAGGGUAAAAGAGGUUACAGGGGUGAUAGGGGUUAUAAAGGACCCAUAGGAGAUCCUGGAGUUAAGGGUGAAAUGGGUGAAAAGGGUUCAGAUGGUGUUCCUGGUGAGAGGGGAUUAAAGGGGCGUAUUGGUCCGCCUGGCGUACCUGGUUUGCCCGGAAUACCCGGAAGAUCACCAACGUCGUCAAUGACAUCGAAGAUUAAAGAAGGAAAGCGAGGAAAACGAGGAUCACAGGGUCGGACUGGUCCACCAGGAAAGCCCGGCCAAAAGGGUGAAACAGGCAUUCCUGGUCCAAGAGGGCCCAAGGGUGAAUCUGCUGUCGGUGAAGCCAUUCUGAAUAUGAUAGCGAACAUGCGCCGUGACAUCGUCGAAUUACAACAGCAUAUUCUGGGCAAAACGCCCUCAUUCAACACAAUGAUACCGGGAAACGACUUAGAAAACACACUAUUGACAACAGACGAUGAAGAUCUUGCAGGAUCAGGGAGAAAACCAGACAACCCGCCAUAAUGUUGAAGUCAGAAUUAUUUCGCUAAAUACGGUCUGCAACAACGAUGCAGGAACAUCGGUGUAAUGAUAACUAGCACAAAAUAAUACGAUCACCUUGAAUAUUAAUGACGAUACUGAUGAAAGAAGUUGUGCUACAUCACGUGACAAUUAAGGAUAAGAUGGGCGCCGAAGUGUUAAUUGACUUUAAAGAAAAUGCUGCAAAGAAUCCUAAUCAUUUAAUCGAAAAAUGUGAUUGAUUAAAAUUUAAAAAAAAGCUAAUCAGCAAUCCCUUUCUUAAAAUAGGCCUAUAUAAAAGAGAAGACGUAAGGGUUGUUUUUCAACCAACACGCGCGCGGUCUAUGGCUUCGCUAUUAAUACCUCAUUCGUAUGUAUCAUGUUAUAACUUUUUUAUUGUUGUACAUUUAUGAAUAUUUUAUAUAAAUAUUAAAGACGACAAUAACUUACAUCUCUUAAGAAAGAUAUGAGGGCAGAAUUUCGACAAAUUGGUCGAGAGGCAAUUUGCUACAACUUGGUUUAAACCUUACGUAGUAUAGAGCGACUAAAACUAUUAUUAUGAGCGUUAAUGUAUACAUUACACUUAAAAUUAUUGUAUUCUAAUAUUAUAUGAUAUAGGCCUAGUAGCCUAUGUUAAUAUGUACACUUGGAACCAUGUACCGUUGGGCUUCCUUUGCUGUGUCUUGUCGAGACAUUGACCAAAGGCAGAGGUUAUUGUUAUGUGAAAUACUAAGAGCUCUUGUUAUUUAUGUGUUAUAUAAGACCGAUUUAUUAUUGUUACUAUUAUUAUUAUUAUUAUUAAAACAUUCUUUUAUAUGGUGAGGUUACACAAGGCAGUAGACGCAUUGGCCACCCCCUUUUACGUUUUAUUAAUUUAUGCAAACAGGAUUUAAAGUCUGUUGGAUUUAAUCUGCUCACUUGGGAGAAUUUAGCCAGAAAUAGAGCUUUAUGGAAAAAUGAAGUGAAAAGGAAACUCAAUUUGUUUGAAGAAAACUAAUGUAAUUCAAGGAGAGAAAAACGUAAAGCACAGCUCAGAAUAUGUUCAUACUUGCUCAUACUGUCAGCGCAAAUGCUCCUCAAGAAUUGGAUUGAUUAGCCACCAACAAGCAUGUGCACUGAAAUUCAACUUGACAGAUUAAUGCUAGUGUUGCAGUUGAUGUGAAAUCCCAAAUUCUUCACCAUAGUCUUUGAGACUGACGGUGCCAAUGAUGAUAAUGAUGAUGAUGAUUAUUAUUAUUAUUAUUAUUAUUAUUAUUAUUAUUAUUAUUAUUAUUAUUAUUAUUAUUAUUAUUAUUAAAAGUAAAAUAACACCAAUAUACAGAGUAGAAUACAGGAAUUCUCAGAAGUGAACAAAGUGUGUAACAGUACUUAAAAUUCCAUUCGUUUAUAGGUAGGCCUAUACAUUUAAUAUCUUUCCAAAAUAUAAAAUGACUUGCCUGGUGGAUUUUAACAUAGGCCUACCACUUCUGCAAUAACUGUGUAUUCUCUAUGUAAUUGAUUGUGUGACGUUGUAUCACUGUAAUGCUCAUAACUUAUUUUAAUCCUUAUUGUCAUUUGAUUCUUAUUGUCAUUUAUUUUAGAAUUAUAAUAAAAAUAAUAUUAAUAGUGUAAUAUAUUUUAUAUUUUUGGAAACCUGCUGCUGCAUCAACCAUUGACCUCCUCCCACAAGAUGCAGCUCAUAAGCUGUUAAAACGUUCGCAUGUACGUCCGAAUCGUCCGAAUAGAAUUACUGCGUCUUCACAGAGCGUCAGUUAAGACCCUGCCAAGUCUAGGUAAGGAAGGCGAAGUGGUUUUAAUUCCAACUAGCUGGAAUUGAACCCAGCAUCCGGCAAUGGGAGGGAAGUGAGUCCGCUCCAUACUGGUCUUAAACGCGCAUUGCUUCAUAAUUUUAUUACUUCAGUCAUCACUUCAUAUAAUUGUUAUUAGAUUAUCUUCAUAUUACAGUAGUUAAGUUUUAAAAUUGAAAGCUAACUUCUGGAAAAGUUAUAAUGAGUAGAGGAAAUCUGGUCUAUUCCAAACGUUAUUACUCUAAGUUAAACCGAGCCUCUUCCUCGCUAUGAUAGUAUUUGAAAUCUUCAAACCUUGAUCAUAUCAUACCAAGCCUUGUCAUCUCUGUUUUAUGUUGAAGGUUUCUAGACUAGAGAUAAUAUAAUACGGUAGAAUAUUACUAUACAAAAUCUUGAUUUAACGUAAAAUAUUUCAGUAGUGGGUAGAUUAAUGUAUAGCAAUUGAACCCCAUAUUGGUAACAACAUAAAAAUGUAAGUGCAGGUAGGUGAUGAUACUCAGUUUAUUUCAUUAUGUAAUGUCAUUUGUUUUUGAUAGAUGAAACCUUUAUUAAACGACUAAUGUAUUUUAUUCGUAUUUCCUUCGUUAUUUUCAAGUAUCAAUUUAUAGGCUAAUGUUGACAUGUUCAUUUUUGAAUCCAUGGCUACGUAUAGUAAAUACAGUCACUGAUGUAAGCCAUAAAUUGCGACCAUUUAACAAUCAUAUAAAAGUAAUAUAAAAGUAUGUCAUUUGCAUUAUA
Molecule: messenger RNA, 3392 nt
Organism: Anneissia japonica
Lineage: Eukaryota; Metazoa; Echinodermata; Crinoidea; Comatulida; Comatulidae
Product: collagen alpha-1(X) chain-like
Exons: 6
Coding region: 1-873 (290 amino acids)
Source: RefSeq, a predicted model, not a curated record